This is a messenger RNA of Anguilla anguilla (European eel), 5619 nucleotides long. It is a transcript of the gene slc25a37, whose product is annotated as solute carrier family 25 member 37. Lineage: Eukaryota; Metazoa; Chordata; Actinopteri; Anguilliformes; Anguillidae. The record is from RefSeq and is a predicted model, not a curated record. The transcript has 5 exons. The coding region runs from base 124 to 1167 and encodes 347 amino acids. Gene Ontology annotation, molecular function: ferrous iron transmembrane transporter activity. Gene Ontology annotation, biological process: iron import into the mitochondrion. Gene Ontology annotation, cellular component: mitochondrial membrane.
AGAGUAGUGUGUUGCUAGGUGGAAUUACGUCACAUCGCGCUGGAACGCAGCGAUGAUGGUGUGGCUAUCCUUGCCGCCGUCUCAGUAGUAGUGUGUCAAAAUCUCCUGUCCAGCUUCUCCCGCAUGGAGUUGCGCACUGAUCCUGUAGUUACAACCUUGGACAUGUCGAAGAGUGAAGACAUCAGAGAUGGCAAGUCAUUGGAAGAUGAUGACUACGAGAGUUUGCCACCCACUGCUUCCUUGGUGACACACAUGACAGCAGGAGCCGUGGCAGGGAUAUUGGAGCACACUCUGAUGUACCCCGUGGACUCUGUCAAGAUAUCUGGCAGCGUACACUGGAUGUGGUUUAUGACCCGAAUGCAGAGCCUGCAGCCGGACCCCAAGGCCCAGUACCGCGGCGUCUACGAAGCGCUGUGCCGGAUCGUCCGCACCGAGGGGCUGAUGAGGCCCCUGAGGGGCCUCAACGUCACCAUGCUGGGGGCCGGCCCCGCCCACGCCCUCUACUUCGCCUGCUACGAGAGGAUGAAGCGCUCGCUCAGCGACAUCAUUCAGAACGGCGGCAACAGCCACAUAGCCAACGGAUUGGCGGGCAGCUUGGCCACUGUUCUUCACGACGCGGUGAUGAACCCAGCUGAAGUGGUGAAGCAGCGCAUGCAGAUGUACAACUCGCCGUACCGGGGCCUGCUGGACUGCGUGCGGACGGUGCGGCGGACGGAGGGCCUGGCCGCCUUCUACCGCAGCUACAGCACGCAGCUGACCAUGAACAUCCCCUUCCAGGCGGUGCACUUCAUCACCUACGAGCUGAUGCAGGAGCAGCUGAACCCGCGGCGCCAGUACCACCCGGGCAGCCACAUCCUGUCGGGCGCGGCGGCGGGCGCCGUGUCGGCCGCCGUCACCACGCCGCUGGACGUGUGCAAGACGCUGCUCAACACGCAGGAGAACGUGGUGCUCAGCUCGGUCAACGUCAGCGGGCACCUCUCGGGCAUGGCCAACGCCUUCCGGACGGUCUACCGGCUCGGGGGCCCGUCGGCCUUCUUCAAGGGCGUGCAGGCCCGCAUCAUCUACCAGAUGCCCUCCACCGCCAUCGCCUGGUCCGUUUACGAGUUCUUCAAGUACUUCCUGACCAAGCAGCAGAUGGCGCGAGAGGGCGGGGCGGGGCCCACCUGAGGAGGGCCGGCAGAGCCGUCGACCCCCCUCGAGAGAGAGAGGCGGCCUCCGAUUGGAGGUUCCCGCCGGGUUUUUUGUUGUUGUUGCGUUUGUCAGUGUUGCAGUGGUGGUGUCUCUGACUCGGCGUGUUCAUCGCUCCCAUAGGAAAGGGGUCUGGAAGCCUGGCCAAUGGGAGGUGGGCAAGAUGGUCUCUAAUGCUGAGACUCAACAUGGCUCUCUAAUGCUGAGACUCAACAUUGCUCUUCUGCUGAGACUCAACAUUGCUCUUCUGCUGAGACUCAACAUGGCUCUCUAAUGCUGAGACUCAACAUUGCUCUUCUGCUGAGACUCAACAUUGCUCUUCUGCUGAGGCUCAACAUGGCUCUCUAAUGCUGAGACUCAACAUGGGUCUCUAGUGCUGAGACUCAACAUUGCUCUUCUGCUGAGACUCAACAUGGCUCUUCUGCUGAGACUCAACAUGGCUCUUCUGCUGAGACUCAACAUGGCUCUUCUGCUGAGUCUCUACAUGGCUCUUCUGCUGAGACUCAACAUGGCUCUUCUGCUGAGUCUCUACAUGGCUCUUCUGCUGAGACUCAACAUGGCUCUUCUGCUGAGUCUCUACAUGGCUCUUCUGCUGAGACUCAACAUGGCUCCAUUCUUCCUGAUCCUUCCCAUCGUCCUUUUCUUUCCAGUUUGUGUUUAUUUAUUCCAUGAGUGUGCUGUUACAAAACACAAAAAAUAAUUUAAUAACACUCCAAAGCCUUUUAUUAGGGACGGGAAGAGCAUAUCUUUUUGCAUGGCAGCUGUGUGUGUGUUUGUGUGUCUGCGUGUGUACGUGUACGUGUGUGCGUGUAUGUAUGUAUACACGUACAUAAUAUACAAAUAUCACCCACUACACUUUCUCACUCCCACAUCACUGACUCAGUAUGUACUUCCAGAAGAAUGUUUUGCUUCAUCCAUUUGUUUAUAGAUUUAAAAUUUAGGAAAUUUUAUUUAUUUGACUUGCUUUCCCGAGCUAGCAUUUCAAGGUUUCGGAAGAGACUUCCGGGUUAUUUUUUUUAUUUCCUUGUGUUGUUAUAAUUGACUGUCAUUUAACACAUUCCUGGGUCUUGCCACGCGGCAAACGUGGAACAAUUGUGCUUUGAAAGUGCCUCUUCGAUGCUAUGCUGCGUGCUACUUCUGCUUUAAGGCUUUUCAGUGCAGAUCUGUGUCCGAGUUCAACAUCGUUUGACAGCGUCUGCAGCCAUUGAGUGCUCCUAAUGAUUUUGUGAAAAAUGCAAGCGCACUUUAAGACAGAAUAGUUCAUUGGACUCUUCUUAUGGCAUGUCGUUUAGCACAACUGUCCUGCUGUGUCAUGAAAAGCUACGUUGGUCCAUAUGUGUCUGACCUAAGUUGGCCAUAAAUGAAACCUUAGCAUUUAUUUAUGUGUGUAUAAGAUUUUAGCCACUUGAAAUUGAAAAGAGCAAAUUCAGUUUAUCUUAAUGUGUCGCGGGGUUAAGUAAACAUUCUUUCGAUUCUCUUUUACCUUAUUGUGUAUUGUUUUGUGAAGUUGCCCUUGAGUAAGACUGAUAAAUUCACUCGAAAUCAGAGAGCGAUGAUUGUUUGCCCCUGCAAAUGUGAGCAGGGGAUUGACAAGAGACACAACUGGAAAUUACAGCUUCAUUUCUGUUGAGCUUGGUGCUCUUCUUUAAAAUAAGUGCCUCUUUCAUUUGUGAAUCCGGAUACUAAUUUUUGGUGCAGUAUGGACAUUGGCAAGAAACUUUGGCUGUCAUGUCACUCCUACACACAAACCACACAGCACCCGCCCUAGCAAAGUAUUCUCUUCCUCGUUGUACUUCCUUUCAGUUAGAAUGUGGGCCAGUAAUGGCCAAACCCUAUUGUAUAAAUCUGAAAUCACGCACAAGUGUUUGUUUUUUUGUUGUUAGCAUAUUGCUCUAUUGCAGCUAGCAUUGCAGAGAAAUAUCAGUUUGAAAUUUUGUUUUUUGAAAGCUUGCUAAAAAAAAGCAUCAAUUUUAGCAGGACUGAAAAAAGGAACUUUAAAAAUGUCGAUGCUUUAUGCGCACACACCAAAAGGGGGCGCUGGUGCUGCAGGCAGGGACGGGCGCGUUUCACGGCGUUGGAAAAAAAGAAAAACAUCUGUGAUGUUUUCACGUGCAUUCGUUUUUUCCCCCAUAUUGCAUGUGCAUUUUUGCUGUCUAUUCGGAGCUGUGUGAGCGUAGAAUCCUGUCCUGAUCAUGACCUAGGUGCCCCAUGACCUCAUAGCUUAUUUUGCUGUCCGUUGUCUGGGCUCUGUAGUUUACCAGCACUUACAGGGAUGUUGGAAGCCGUUGCAUGGUGGCGCAAUGCGAUUGAACGGGCUGACGCAGAAAUGCUCAGCAGGUUGGAAGGAGUGCAUGCUGGUUACCCCUGUGCUUCUGUCGGCAGUCCUCCCAACCUCUCCACCUCUCCACCUCUCCGCCCUGCAUCCUUUCCCUCGGAAGCCUCACAUUCCAUUAAACAUGACCAGAGUCUUCGGCAGGCUGCAAGUUCUGUUUGUUUGGUUUUAAUUAAAUACUUAAUGUAUCCCUGCAAAGGCACAUAGUUUUCCAACGAUAUUACUACUUUCGGAGUCCCCAAAAAUGAAAUGCUCCAUUUCAUAGUGCUGUGUGUGUGAGUGAGUGUGUGUGCAUGCCAUUCGUGUGUGUGUGUACAUUGUGCUUGCAGAUCUGGAGCUUUAAAGGUAUCACAAUCAGUUUACUUAGUAUUUUUGAGUACAUAGUGUAUAUACUGAGUAUUUAAGUUGCAACGGAUUUAAUCCAGUUUGCCUUCAUAACCUUAAUGGGACACUGAACUACUUCAAUCUCACCUGCCCAGGCUUGCAUAAAUGGAAUAUACUCUAAUGUAUUGUAAAUAUGUGAACAUUGAAUAUAUAUAUAUUUUUAUAAAUUAACAAAUAAAAUAGGUAAUAUAUUUUAUUGUAUAUUUACCCGUAUGUUGUACAGUGUUGUAAUAUCUUGACAUAUAUUAUUUCAAUAUAUUUUCAGUAUAUUCAAUUUCUGUAAGAGCAGGAAUGGGCUCUCCAUAGGUAUGUUGGAUUUCAGUGACAUUAAUGUGCUUGUUUUAUCAUUUGAGUCACUCAUUUUGGGGGCAUAGUGCCUCUUGCCUUUCAUGUCCGCACAUAUAUGUUUUGGCUUGGGGCUCAAAUGUGCAUCAUCACCAUGGAAACAGUGGCCUUCUUUAUGACUCACAUGACUCACACUAGGGAGCUGAUACUCUCUCUUUUUCUUAACACUUUGAAAAAAACAUUUUUUUUUUUUUUUUAACUUUUUUAUUUAUUUAUUUUUUUGAGAGGAGGGGGGUGUUGAAUUGUAAAUUGUGGUUGUAAGUCUCUUAGCUGAAAUGGUGGGGGGCUUAUGCAAGACUCGAAUGUACUCUGCUCCCAGGUGACAGAUGUUUGCUGGCUGUUUGGAAAUUCUUUGAUAUGUUUUAGCUUGUUUCGCUUAAGAAUUAAAUGCACCUUUAAUUGUUUGCUGAACCUCGCAGCCAUUUCUCAAAAAAUGAAAGUGAACUGCAGCCAUUGAUUUACCUGACAGUCGAUGAACGUGUACAUGAACAGCUUGUUUAGAAUAGUUAGUACGUUAAAAAGAAAACCUGCUAAUAUAUUUAAUAUACAAUUCAAAAUGUUCUCAUUGUAUUACUGCAGUCUAAGAUGUGUUUGUCAUAGUGGCCAUUUUGGCAUUUUAGAUUCAUUUUUAGUCUCUGAUAAUGCUGGACAAAGUGUAUAUCGUCAGUCCCGUUGAGAUUUUAUUUCAAAUCAAGUGGAGUACCUUUAAGAAUAUAUUAAAACAUGUUUUCAAGAUGAUUUGGCGAGACCGAAAAGAAUCCUGCUAUAGAAAUGAUAUUUGUACACUUGCGCUCCAUGUAUUGUUGGAUAUAAGGACUAUAAUGCGAAUAGAGAGGUAUACUCCUUAAUUCUUUUCAUGCCCUUUUUUUUUACUAGCCCUCUCAAUCAGUUUAAGUUUUCCUGGUUCAGUGAUUGGGAAUAGUGAGUUCUUUCCAUCUAUACAAGCCUGGUUCAUUUACAGUACUCCUUUCAAGUGGCCUGACUACAUUGACCAAUUGCUGUGAGGAGAAACCAAGAAGCAAGACACUUCAAGCCUUCCUCCUAACUUGAUAUGUGAAAGAUUUCAUUCUCAUAAUUAUGCAAACUGUGCUGUACAUUGUUUUUGCCCUUUAUUUUAUUUUAUUUUAUUUUAUUUUUGGAGAAAUGAAGAACUUUGGGGAAUUGUUUGUCAUGUAACAUUUAAUGCCGCUUUCUUGCGCACAAUGAAGGGAGGGGAAGAGUUGGACGUUAUUUUUUAAACAUAGAGUGCCAUUUAUAGAACAAGGAUAUUUUCUAUUUGCUGGUAAAAGUGAGAUGCAGAUAUUUUAUGAUUGUGGUAAUGCUGCUACAGUUUAUAACACUGGAGCUGAAAUAAAAGUACUAAAUAAUCA